AUGGUGCUGGUGUGCAGGCCGUGGCCCGCCAUGGCCAUCGUGCUGCUGGCCCUGCUCGCCUGCCUGGGGGCGCUGGCCGACGCCUACCCCGCCAAACCCGAGGCUCCGGGCGAAGGCGCCUCGCCCGAGGAGCUGAGCCGCUACUACGCCUCGCUGCGCCACUACCUCAACCUGGUCACCCGGCAGCGGUAUGGGAAACGGGACAGCCCCGAAGCUCUCCUCUCGAAACUGCUCUUCCCCGACGGCGAGGACCGCCCGCUCAAGUCGCGGUAA
Molecule: messenger RNA, 273 nt
Organism: Equus quagga
Lineage: Eukaryota; Metazoa; Chordata; Mammalia; Perissodactyla; Equidae
Gene: PYY
Product: peptide YY
Exons: 2
Coding region: 1-273 (90 amino acids)
Biological process (GO): feeding behavior; neuropeptide signaling pathway
Cellular component (GO): extracellular region
Molecular function (GO): neuropeptide hormone activity; neuropeptide Y receptor binding
Source: RefSeq, a predicted model, not a curated record